AUGCGCUGGAACGAGGACAGAAUGAAGGACUCUGUUCAAGCACCCACUUCCAUGCGCACCUACGGCAGUGUUCUGCAGGAGGCCGUGGAUCGGCUCAGCCAAGCCGUUCUGGGAAAACGUUGGGAUGAGCAGUACCGCAGUCCUGGAGUCUACACAGGUGAAUUGUUGGCCAUGGAGUACCUGUACAGCCAGACUGGCAUAUCACUUACUCCAACGCUCCACAACCAAGAGGAGGAGGACCAGCUGGUGGAGGACAUUGAUGACGAGGACAUUGAGGACGAAGGCUUUGAGGAGGAGACAGAGGACAUCACAGUUCCUGUGCUGACUGACGAUGACCAUGACAUUGAAAGGAGGCCCUCAACCACAAGGCGUCGGGCACCUUCACCACCACCUCUACCAGAACUGCCGUCCACGUCCACGGGUGGAGGUCAGUGUCCAGUUGCUGCUGCCGCCGUUCCGUCCACGUCGGGUCAAGGACUGCACCCUGCUGCUACUGCUGCUGCCACCACUUCAGGGGCUCAGGGCGUCAUCGUUGGACCGGAUGGCAUUCCUGGGUGGGACAAAGUGCAAGAGCUGGCUGCUUACCUGGUGGACCUGCGAGAUGCCGCCUACCUCACUGAGCCACAGGUGACCGAGGUCAUCCAGCUGUGGGCGGCACUCCCAGACAGCGACAAGGAGAGGAUCGACUACCAGCCACGUCACCAGGAGCGGCUGUCGUCUGGUCGAUUCAAGGCACCGAAGUGGUCUGGAGUCACACCGGGUGUGGAGAGCGUCAAGCGCAGCUUGAUAGGUCACCCUGGGGGGCCGGCUCAGUGGCCUGGUACCAGCCGCUUGGUAGACGCCAUGUGCACACGCUUGUGCACUUUGCACAAGUGCACUACCAGGAAGGCCGGUGUUUCCACUCCCAGGUGGACCAGAAUUCUGGAUGAUUACAACCACAUCCGUGACUUGAUCAUCACCAGCCCACGGUUGAUGGCAGAUACAACAAUUCAGUUGUUUCAAAUCAACCAGCGGACACUUAUUCAGUGGUUUCAACAGCGGCUGAAAGGUCAGGAGAUGAGUACACUCACUCAGGGACUGACUCCAGCACCCCAAAUUCCCGUCGCCCCUGCCCAGCUUCCGCAGCCGCAGGAAAAACUGAUCGUCCCUCCUGCAUCAUCUGGGCAACGACAUGAAUUUGUGUUCCCCCCGAAUCUGGAGGGCUGGGCUCCUCUGCUACGCCCAGGCCGUCGCCCCAAAGACCGCCAAGACCGUCCAAUUGCCCCCACCCCACCACCCGUUUUUCCUCUCCCUGCAACAUUAGGCACCAGUGCACUGCCAGUGCCAACUCCCUUCACAUUGGUACAGCUCCCAGCAAUGACUGUUCCUGCACCACCUGUUCCCUUUCUCCAGCUCCCAGCCACGACUUUGGCUGCCUCAACACCUGGUGCAGCCCCAUCUGUACCUGCGCCACCUCCGCCCACUGGCCCGCCGCCUCCUCCCGCUGGCCCACCACCUCCUGUUUCACGGUACACAGAGAGGAACAGGCAUCGGCGAGCCGCUGAAGAGGCCAGUGGUAGUGCGGAGAAAAGAAAAUAUGUAAGGGGUGCGACAUAUAACAUGUGUAGCCAAUGUGGCAAACCCAAGACUAAAGAGUAUGGGCAUAGUCGCUUUGGGAGCGCGACUUUCUGUUCCCAGGCCUCAGGUGGCAAGUCUGUUGAAGAGUGGUUGGAAGAACAGAGAGCUCAAAAGUAG
Molecule: messenger RNA, 1734 nt
Organism: Neoarius graeffei (lesser salmon catfish)
Lineage: Eukaryota; Metazoa; Chordata; Actinopteri; Siluriformes; Ariidae
Exons: 4
Coding region: 1-1734 (577 amino acids)
Source: RefSeq, a predicted model, not a curated record